AGGUUAGGUUUAGAAUGGUUUCACUACUGGGGACCUCACUGAUGCUAACUGCCAAGGAAAUGAGAUUCUUUAGCAUAGCGCCUAGGAUGCGGAGGUCAGCGCUAGCCCUUCGGGGGCACAAUCCCGAGAGCGGAUCGCAGAAUUGGUCUCCUCUACAGCGGUAUCAGCGGAACAUAUCUGAGGUGCGUCGCAUGGAGCACCAUGUUCUGGCCGCAGCAAUGGAAGCGACUGCGAACGAGAAAUAUUAUAACAGUCUCUUGUGGUUGGAAUACCUGAAGCGUUGCAAAGACUUGGUGGAGACCCCGUCGUUCUCAGGUCGAGACCUCUCAAAAGUCUUCUCUGCGAUGACUCGCAUGAGGCCCCUUAUAUUGCAGAAGGACUCGGCUCAUGCUCGAGUCGCUGAGGAUAUAAUAACAUCUGCGAAGAACCGAAUACUCGGAGUAUCGAAAUGCACGGUGUCUUUCACAACUCCGCAGCAGAUUGCAUGGGUCGCCUAUGGACUUGCGAAGUUGUCUCGGUCUCAUGCAGAGCAUCUCCAGGUCUUGGCUGGAAUUUUUUCACGGCUUCUAACUGACGACCCGAAUACUCGACUGUCUGCUAAGGACUGUGGUAUGGCUUUGGAAGCUUUCAAAGAUUGUGAUGCGGAUUUUCUGGAGUGCAUGUCCGCGAGGCUCGGCCCAAAAAUUCAUAUCUAUGAUUUCUCCGAAUGGAAGGUGACAUGGGUAUGCCUGGCUACUGCGAUUCUGCAGGGAAGGAGAGAAGAUAUGCUAUCGAGGAGUCCGGACUCUCCUUCCGGACGAGCCUUGACUAAUAUCAUCUCAUCUGUGGAGGAGCAUAUUCCUUUGUUGGGUCCACAUGAAGUAUGUAGACUAAUGUCUUCGGUCAAGCGUACAUUAGAGUCGGACGAGACAUCGGAUUCUCUGCCGGUAUCACUCGUAGAAGCGUUAUCGAAGCGCAUCAUCGAUCUACGAGAAGAACUCUCAAUCGAUGAUAUUGCAGGUCUAAUUCCUGGUUAUAUGUCUCUGGUGUAUGAGAAUUUUAAGAGGGAGUCACUUGAGUUCAUGACUGUUGUUGUAUCCAGUUCCCGUUCGAUACAGGAAUUGUCGCGACUAUCACGUUUCUUCCCGGAGCUUGUUGCCCACGAGGUUACAGUGCGAGCUCAGACGACUCCACUUGCCUCAUCCAUUUCCGGAUCGAAAAGCAGUUGGAUGCAAGAUCCUGUCGAAGCCCGCCUACUCGGUAGGCUAUGUCGUGAAGUAUCCCGUGUACAGCGUCAUGCGUCCGCACAUACUAUCCAGAAGUUACUCAGCCAUGUUCCACAACCUCAACACUGCUUACCUCCAACAGAGAUACUUGCGGUUUUAGCGAGGACCAACCUAAAACUCGAAGGAUGGACUUCGGUGGAGGACUUUUCAAGCCGACUCCUAGAGGAAGGUGGUGAGAAAGAAUUCAUUAGACAUUGCCACGCAAGGGCAUCUCUCGGGCUACCAAUACAGGUUGAUAAGUUGAGAGAGGUAUUGCGGAAUCCGAGCUCGGCCCUGACAAUUACUGAUAAAGUCCGCUGUCUACAUUCAAUGGCCUUAGCAAAUCAGUUGUCUCCGGGAGAUGAAUUUGCUCACAGGAUUCUCCGGAAUAUCGAUGGAGGCCUCGAUGAUUCACCGACUGUGCAGCAACUCAGGCUAUUCAUCAAUUCUACGAGAACUUCUGUGGCAGUGGAGUUAGACACAUCUUGUAGAUUCAAGCAAACAGCUCUUGCACGACAUGUAGGCAUGUGCUUGAAGAGGAAUUUCCCCCAUUCCAACUGGAUUACACAUGGCAAGAUCAGUGAUGGCAACGGGGGUUCCGUAAAUGUGGAUUACUGGUGUCCAGAGCAUGGAUCAGUUGAGGUUCUCGGGCCUACGAGACACUAUUUCCAGACAGAAGAGCUCACCGCAGCCCAAUCUUUCAAGUAUCGAUUGAUAAGAGCUGUGCUCGGAUCCACCAGACUUCGUGCGAUCUCAUACCAUCAGUGGAAUGAGACGCAGCUGAAGCAGGAUUCCUUGAUUUCCUCAUUAUUCACAGCAUGACUCUCGCUGUUGACACGUUUCUUGAGUAAGUUUCUGUUUCCAG
Molecule: messenger RNA, 2109 nt
Organism: Perkinsus marinus ATCC 50983
Lineage: Eukaryota; Perkinsozoa; Perkinsida; Perkinsidae
Exons: 16
Coding region: 15-2066 (683 amino acids)
Source: RefSeq, a predicted model, not a curated record